Pogoniulus pusillus (Red-fronted tinkerbird) is the source of this 2814-nucleotide messenger RNA. RefSeq names its product USH1 protein network component harmonin binding protein 1 (gene USHBP1). Gene Ontology annotation, cellular component: cytoplasm. NCBI's taxonomy places the organism in Eukaryota, Metazoa, Chordata, Aves, Piciformes, Lybiidae. Gene Ontology annotation, biological process: negative regulation of canonical Wnt signaling pathway. The transcript has 12 exons. The coding region runs from base 373 to 2658 and encodes 761 amino acids. The record is from RefSeq and is a predicted model, not a curated record.
CUGGCGGCUGCAGGUCUGGGGGCACCCUGAGGCCCCUGCCAGGGCACAUGGGGAGGGUGCAGCGUGGGGCCGGGGUGUGCCAUGGGGCAGAGUGGGGCAGAACCCCCCCAGAACUGGCUCGGUGCCCCCCCGCGUGGGGAGCAAAACGGUUAAGGGGAGGAGGCUGCGGCAGAGCUGCGAGGAAGAGGAAGUCAGGGCAGGAACAAGGACAAGGGAAGGCCCAGGACAGGGCCUGGAAGGAUCCGGAAGGUGCUGGGAGGUGCCAGGAGCACCCCCCCGGGCCGAGGCGGCAGGACGAGCCCCGGGAGCGGGCACUGGGAACGGCACCGGGCAGCAGCUGGCACGAGGUGCCGCCGGCAGGUGGUGGUGAGGAUGGAGAAGCUCUCACAACUCUCUCUGAGUGAGGAGGAGGAGAAGGACAAGGAGAAGGACGAAGAUGAUGAUGAUGAAGAUGUGGUGGGGGGCACCGAGGGCACCCUGCAGUACAAGCAGUGCCUGGCAGGGCUGCUGGCCACGGUGGCGCAGCUGAACCAGAGAGCCGAGCAGCUGCAGCGUCGAGCCCGCAGGGAGGAUGAGGAGGUUUGGGAGGGCACUGCCAGCCUCCCUGCUGCCAGCCCCCCUGCUGCCAGCCCGCAGCCUCAGUGCCUCGACAGCGGUCCGGAAGCCCACGGCGCCGACCUCUUCGCCGCCCUGCAGCACGCGGUCAGCUCCCUGGAGCGAGCUGUCUUCUCCCGGCACCGGCGGGCACCGGCGCAGCCUUUGCCCGGCGAGGAGUGGGCACGGGCGGCCAAGAGCCUGGCGGAGCUGGACCGGGCACCGGGCUGCGCCCGCAGGGCCAUGUGCCACGGUCCGGAGGACGGAGGGGGUGAGAGGCUGCUGGCAGAGGAGGCAGCGGUGGCAGCGGCGUUGGCUCGGAAUGUGGCACUGCGGGCAGCCCUGGGGCGCCGGGACGAGGAGCUGAGCCAGGCCACGGACUCGCUGCGGGCACUGCGGGGGGAGCGAGACCACCUGCAGCAGAAGGUCCAGGACCUGCGGGAUGCCCUGUCCAGGCUGGAGGAGCCAGAGGGAUCUGGCAGUGACACUCCCGGGACUGGCACCCCCUUGGCACAGUCCCAGCUGCUCCUGGACCAACCCCAGUGCCAUGACAGUGCCCAGCCCCACGCUCCUCUGUCCCCCCAACCUUCUGAGGGUGCCAGCCGGGAGCAGGAGGAGCAGGCACAGCAGCUGCAGGGGUGCCUGGCACGGCUGCAGGAGGUGAACCGGGCGCUGGCGGGCGCGCUGCAGGACUGCAAGAGCGACGCGGAGCAGCUCAGCAUGGCGCUGGGCCAGCACGAGGCCCGCAGCACUGCCCUGCGCUUGGCACUGCGCUGCAGGUGGGCACAGGGACACGGGCAUGUGUCGGGGCACGCGGUGGGCAGUGCCAGUCUGAGGCCUCUCUCCCUGCAGCGAGCAUUGUGGGGGGGCCUAUGCAGCCCUGCUGGAGCUGGUGCGGGGGAAGAUGAGCAAGGAGCAGGAUGGGACCCGCGGGGGAGCCGGGGCCGAGCAGAGCCCGGGGCACGGGCACGGAUCCAGCCCCACAGCAGCGCAGGGGCCGCAGCCCCAGGGCGGAGCAGAGCUGCAGGUCCGGGAGCAGAGUGGGGGCGGCGGACCCCAGAGGUACCGGCAAAGGAGAGCAGGGUGGGCACGAUGCCGGGGCUGAGCUGUCCCAGGGCGGGCACUGCGCCUCUGUACCCACCCCAGCCCCAUUCCCACAGCAUCCCAGCGCCGCUCGGGAUGGAGGAGGGGGCCCUGCGGGAGCACAUCCACCGGCUGCGGGCGGAGCAGGCGGCCCUGGAGGCAUCGCUGCAGGAUGCUCCGGCACCCACCAGCGCCCACCGCAGCCAGGCUGUGCGAGCCCGGGCCGAGCGGGUGCUGCAGGAUGCCAGGGAUACCCUGCCCGGCUGGAGGAGGCGGGAGAAGGCAGAGCUGCUGCAGGACCUGGAGACGCUCAAGGAGGCCUUGGCCGACCUGAAGACUUGGCUGCAGCUGGCACAGAGGGAGAAGAAAGGGCUGCAGGUGCUGGCGGCUGGGCUGGAACCGCACAAGGCUGCCCUGCACCUGCUGCUCCAGCACCUGCGGCAGGAGGAGGAUGAGGACCCCCCCGGGCACCUCCCCCGCGCCCCCAGCAGCUCCAGCAGCAGUGAGGAGGUAAGGAUCACCCUGACCUCCCCGCGGAGACCCUCCGUGGGGCCGGGGGUAUCCCCAGGCAGGACCCACACCCAACCCCUGCAGGUUGCCCAAGCAGGCUGUGGGGGAGCAGCAGCUCCUCAGCACCCUCCAGACCCGGAGAAGAUGAGGGAAGAGCUGCUCCAUGCCCUGGCCCGGGUGCAGGAGCUGCGUGCCCAGGCACAGACCCUGGCACUGUCCCUGGAGCAGAGUGUUGCCAACAGCCGUGCCCAGCAGCUGCAAUGUGCCACCAUCACCAGAGACUUCUUCCGUGCUCACAGCCCCCUGGGUGCCCUACCACGGUACCCCGGUGGCGUGCUGAGCGUGGCACCCGCAGCGCCCUGGCCCUGGGGUACCGCAGUGCCCGCCGGAAGCAGGAGGCUCAGCUGCGGCAGCUGGAGGCGCAGGCAGGUGCCCUGCGCGGGCAGCACACGCGGCGGGCACAGGCACUGACCCACAGGCUGCACACCCUGGAGCAGAGGACACCCAGCAACGAGACCUUCAUCUAGGGACCCCUCAACACCCCCCCCGCACUCCCCCCGAAAUCUAAGCCCCCCCUGCCCAUCCCAGGAGCUGCCUGCUGUGUCCCCAUGGAGAAUAAACCAGCGG